CUACGACGUCAUAGCAAAACAACUUUAAAUGAGGCAAUAUAUUAAUCGAAGUUAUAAUGGACACUCACCUCCAUAUUUUCAGAUCACUUCCAUCACCCACUCGGUGACGGGAUAUGAAUUUGGUGUCCAGACAUCAGUCGUCGUCGUCGUCGUUGCGUUCGUAUGGUGGUUGUGGAAAAUCGGAGGACGAGACCAGCACGGAUGAGGAGGCGAUAGUGGACGUCGAACGGCCGGACACGCCACCGCCGCCGCCACAACUGUCGCCGUCAGCCGCGGCCGACCACAGGCGACGCGUUUGYAUCAACGGUGGGAGGCCGGUGGCCGCUUCUGCGAUGGCCAGUGCGGCCGCACUCUCAGCAUGGCUGAAUCCGGCCACGUUUUGGCGGGACUCCGAUCAAUGGCGAAACGUACUGGUCAACUACUACCACAUGAACAGGAUAGCGGCCGCUCGGUCAGCAGGCAGGGGCCGUGGCGCCGUCRCCAGCUAUCGCCCGUCCACCGUACCGGCCAUCUGCGGCGUCGGACAAUCCGCCGGUCGGAAGUCGGCGACAGCCUGCUCGGCCGGACCGCAGCCCCUGUCGUUGCCGCCGACGACAACGUCMCAGUCUUCUUCAACGUCGUCUCGCCCAAAGAAACGGUACAUCUGCACGUACUGCCRGCGCGAGUUUAGCAAGUCGUACAAUCUGCUCAUACACGAGCGCACGCACACCGACGAACGGCCUUACCCGUGCGACGUUUGCGGCAAGGCUUUCCGCAGACAGGACCACUUGAGAGACCACAGGUAUGCACAGUGA
Molecule: messenger RNA, 794 nt
Organism: Diuraphis noxia (Russian wheat aphid)
Lineage: Eukaryota; Metazoa; Arthropoda; Insecta; Hemiptera; Aphididae
Biological process (GO): embryo development; regulation of transcription by RNA polymerase II
Cellular component (GO): nucleus
Molecular function (GO): DNA-binding transcription factor activity, RNA polymerase II-specific; RNA polymerase II transcription regulatory region sequence-specific DNA binding
Source: RefSeq, a predicted model, not a curated record